AUGGGAAAUUUUUACCAUUGUGGACUAGUAGCUCGAAGGUACUUUGCCCAGUUGUCAAAUUCGAACUUGGUAUCAAUCGGUAACAAAUGGAACGAGAAAGUGCUAAAUGGUAUUACCAAAUUGAGUAAAGACGACCGGAACAAGAACAUCUAUGUCUUGUGUAUGUUCCCUUACCCUUCAGGUACGUUACAUAUUGGACACUUAAGAGUUUAUACGAUUAGUGAUGUGGUAAACAGGUUUUACCAGCUGAAAGGAUACAAUGUGUUGCAUCCUAUGGGAUGGGAUGCAUUCGGUCUACCUGCUGAGAACGCAGCAAUUGAACGGAAAGUCAACCCUGCCAUAUGGACAAAGGAGAAUAUAGGUAAAAUGAAGGCACAAAUGGGUAUGAUGGCGUCAAAUUUUAAUUGGGACAGAGAAAUAGCAACUUGUGAUCCGGAAUACUAUAAAUUCACACAAAAAUUGUUCUUGGAGCUGUUCAAGAACGGGUAUGCAUACAGAAAAGAGGCUGAAAUAAACUGGGACCCCGUCGACCAAACAGUGUUAGCGAAUGAACAAGUUGACUCUAAUGGUAAAUCGUGGAGAUCUGGAGCUCAGGUGGAGAAAAAGUUGCUUAGCCAAUGGUUUCUUGGUAUAACAAGAUUUGCACAUGAAUUGCAACAUGAUCUGGACGGCUUAGACGGAUGGCCCAGCCAUGUUAAAAGAAUGCAAAAGAACUGGAUUGGAGAAUCCAAAGGUGUGGAAGUUGUAUUCAACUUACCUUCUAUAGACCCAAUCAAAAUUUUCACUACCAGGCCAGAAACAUUGUACAGUGUACAGUUUGUAACACUGGCAUUAGAUCACUCUAUUGUGAGAAAACUGAAAGAAGAAGAUAAUAAUUUACAGGAGUUCAUUCAUCGCGCAGAAAAACUGCCUGAAGACUCGAAAAAGGGUUACAUGUUAUCUAACAUUUUCUGUCAGCACCCGUUGGACCCUAAAAAGACAGUUCCUAUCUUCGUUGCACCGUAUGUACUAGGAAAUUAUGGGCAUGGUGCCGUAAUGGGCUGCCCUGCUCAUGAUCAACGUGACUUCGACUUUUGGAAAGAAAACUGUCCAGGAAAACCCAUGAUAUAUACCGUGUCAAGUGCAGAAGCAAAAAUUGACACCUCUGGGCCUUAUGUUUCCAAGGAUGGCGUGAUGAAUGAAAAUGCCGGUGAUCUCGUUGGUUUAACUACUCAUGAAGCGAGAAAACUAGUAGUCGAAAAAUUAACAAGUCUUGGUUUGGGUAAAGCAAGUGUUCAAUUCAAGUUGAGGGAUUGGUUGAUCAGCAGACAAAGGUACUGGGGUACUCCAAUUCCAAUAAUUCAUUGUGACAGUUGUGGUCCAGUAGCAGUGCCAGAUGCAGAUCUGCCAGUUAAACUCCCAGAACUCGAUGUGCUAUCCAAGACGGGGAAUCCAUUAUCAAAAUCAGACGAAUUUGUUAAUGUGAAAUGUCCUUCAUGCGGGGCUCCUGCAAAGAGAGAAACGGACACCAUGGAUACUUUCAUGGAUAGUUCAUGGUACUUUUUUAGAUUCACUGAUCCUCAUAAUAAAGAACUUCCUUUUGGAUAUGAUAAUGCAUCUAAGUUCAUGCCUAUUGAUUUUUAUAUCGGUGGUGUAGAACAUGCUAUCCUUCAUCUGUUAUAUUCGAGAUUCAUAUCAAAGUUUACAGCUUCAAUAGGAAUGUGGGAUGGUUCAUCGUCAAAAGGUGAACCAAUCAAAAGAUUGGUAACACAAGGUAUGGUUCAUGGUAAAACUUUUGUUGAUUCUAAAACAGGAAGAUUCAUGAAACCAGAAGAAAUUGACAACAGUGACCCUUCGAACCCAAGAAACCGUUCCACCGGUGAGUUGCUGUCAGUCUCGUAUGAAAAAAUGUCGAAAUCUAAGUACAAUGGUGCAGAUCCUGCUUCUUGUAUAUCAGCACAUGGUAUAGAUGCAACUCGUGCCCAUAUCUUGUUCCAGGCUCCGGUUCCUGAUGUCCUCAAUUGGGAUGAAUCUAAAAUCGUUGGUAUUGAAAGGUGGUUGGAACGUAUGCUCAAAUUCUGCAUUUCAUUAUGUGACAAUCGCUCUAUUACUAUUUUAUCUAAAACUCCUACAGAUAUGAAUCAGCAUGAAGUGGCGCUUCAUAAUGGAGUACAAACCCUUUUGUCCUCUAUCACAACGUCACUUGAAAAAAUAUUAUCACUAAAUACCGUGGUGUCCGAUUACAUGAAGUUGUUUAAUCUCAUUGAAGGCUCUAUUAAAUCAUCGAACAUAAGAGAAGGACUCUCUCUUCUUUAUCUACAGAAGCUUACAACAGUAUUAUAUCCCGUGGUUCCAUGUGUUUCCGAGGAACUAGCUUCAAUUCUCAUGAAAAGUGGGUAUGAUUGGAGACAAUAUGAAUGGCCUCUUAUUGAAGAAAUUAAAAAAUCAGAGAUUAUCAAAUAUCAAGUGAUUAUAAAUGGCAAAAUGAGAUUGAUCCAUGAAGAGUCAGAGGACUUUAUUCAAGACACCAACAAAGUAAUUGAAACUUUGAAAUGUCUACCAGAGGGAAAAAAAUAUUUGGAUGAUGUUGUGAUAAAAAAAAUAAUCACAAAGGGCAAGAUUAUCAGUCUUGUAGUCAAACCAAACUGA
Kluyveromyces lactis is the source of this 2628-nucleotide messenger RNA. It is a transcript of the gene NAM2, whose product is annotated as leucine--tRNA ligase NAM2. Gene Ontology annotation, biological process: leucyl-tRNA aminoacylation; mitochondrial translation. Gene Ontology annotation, cellular component: mitochondrion. Gene Ontology annotation, molecular function: leucine-tRNA ligase activity; aminoacyl-tRNA deacylase activity; ATP binding. Lineage: Eukaryota; Fungi; Ascomycota; Saccharomycetes; Saccharomycetales; Saccharomycetaceae. The transcript has a single exon. The record is from RefSeq and is a predicted model, not a curated record. The coding region runs from base 1 to 2628 and encodes 875 amino acids.